UGAUAAUGUAUACGAGUGGUACAACAGGAGCUGCGAAGGGAGUGAUUUUGACACAUUAUAAUAUUGUGUCAUCGGUGGCUGGAUUGGGUGCCGGUGUACCUAUUAUCUCUUCUACCGAUGUAUAUAUUGGAUAUCUUCCGUUGGCGCAUAUUCUGGAGUUUGCAGCCGAAUUGACAUGUCUGACGCGAGGUUGCUGCAUUGGUUACUCAAGUCCGCUAACACUUAAUGACUGGGGCGCUAAAAUUAAGCGUGGUACACAUGGAGAUUGCUGGGCGUUAAAACCAACAAUUAUGGCUGCAGUACCGGCAAUAAUGAACAGGAUAUUCAAAGCUCUAAGCGAUGAAGUUGCGGCAGCUCCGCAGUUAAUGCAAGAACUUUUCCGAUUAAAUUAUGAACGGAAACGAACACGUUAUCAGGAAGGAUAUUGUAGUCCCUUUUUGGACAGAAUUAUUUUCAAAAAGAUUCGACGUCUUUUGGGUGGCAAACUGCGAACUGUAGUGAGCGGCGGAGCAGCACUGAAUCCAGAAACUCAACGUUUCAUGAAUAUUUGUUUGUGUUGUCCAGUUGUUCAAGGAUAUGGGCCAACUGAAACAUGUGCGGCGGUUUCUAUUGCUGACGCGAAUGAUCUAAGUACAGGAACUGUUGGUCCACCUGUGCGGUGUUCACGAAUACUUCUUCGUGAAUGGAGUGAGGGAGGCUACAUUCCAUUCAAUGAUCCUCCUCAAGGUGAAAUACUUGUAAGCGGUCCAAACAUAUCACCCGGAUAUUGGAAGCAACCUGAAAAAACAGCUGAGGAUUUCGUGAUCAUUGAUGAUGUGCGGUAUUUCGCUACCGGUGAUAUUGGUGAAUUUCGUGAGGACGGGUCACUUCGCAUAAUUGAUCGGAAGAAAGACUUAGUAAAACUUCAACAUGGCGAAUAUGUAUCGUUGGCCAAAAUCGAGACUGCAUUGUUGAAUUGUCCAUUGAUAGACAAUAUCUGCUGUUAUGGCGAUUCACUGUCGUCAUACUUGAUUGCACUUGUUGUACCUAACAAGAAACAUCUGACUGAAAUGGCUGAAAAGUUGGAUAUCGUCACAUCCAGUUGGACUGAUUUGUGUCAUAAUAUGGAAAUUGUUAAAGAAUAUCAGAAACGUAUGGAGGAGCAUGCUGUGAAAAACCAUUUGUUGAAAAAUGAAUUGCCGGGUAAGAUCUAUUUAUGUGAUGAAAUAUGGACGUCUGAGAAUGGUCUUUUGACUGAAGCAAUGAAACUGAAACGUCGUCAACUAAAAGAGAAGUACGAACAAGUUAUUACACAGCUUUAUCGCGAUGAGUCUUAUAAA
This is a messenger RNA of Acanthocheilonema viteae, 1319 nucleotides long. The record is from the annotation of a GenBank genome assembly. Lineage: Eukaryota; Metazoa; Nematoda; Chromadorea; Rhabditida; Onchocercidae.